Molecule: messenger RNA, 2687 nt
Organism: Phlebotomus argentipes
Lineage: Eukaryota; Metazoa; Arthropoda; Insecta; Diptera; Psychodidae
Product: kelch-like protein 26
Exons: 4
Coding region: 532-2361 (609 amino acids)
Molecular function (GO): protein binding
Source: RefSeq, a predicted model, not a curated record
AAUGUCAGUGAAUGUGUUCAGUUCGUUGUUCUCUUGGGGGAAGAAAUUGCAUUCUCAUUUGGAUUUCUGCCUGGCUUUGGCACAAGUAAUUAGUGGCUUUCCUUCAUUAAUCACCUCCUCGUGCGCUUCACGUGCGGCUGCGGUGCAGAAGAUCGGCAGAAGGCAGCAUUUCAGGAGACGCUCUUUGUGUCCUACUUUUAAUUGCGGACUCUUCUAGUGGCCGUCGCAUGCUAUAACACUUCUCGCCACUUGUGUGUGUGCACUCGUUGGCAUAAUUUCGAGUUCCUAGAGUUUCUCCCUCUUGCUCGAGAAACCAGCCGCGCGCUUGAAUCUUUGGACAUUUUUGCCCAAGUUCAGCAAUAUUGCACAUCAGUUCUCAGACGAAGAGUGCCGUGUCAGCACUUCGUGAGUGCACAUUGCGACAUUUUGCCAAUUCCCAGGGCAACAAUAGGGAUUCCCAUGCCACUUGAAUGAUUUCGGAGUGCCGCAUUUUCUCCUUGGGAAAACUCACCAUCACAUGAAUGGAAAAUCAUGCUGGACAGAACACUCAAUACGAUUUUCUUUGAGUCCCUCUCGCACACAAACACUCUCCUCAACGGACUCAAUGAGCUGAGACUCAAUGGACACCUUAUUGAUAUUACGCUGACGGCCAAUGGACGCUCUUUCCGUGCCCAUCGAGCCGUCCUGGCGUCCUGCAGCGAAUACUUCCGGGCGAUGUUCACGGACGCCAUGAAGGAAUCGCAGCAGCACGAGAUCAGCCUGAACGGCGUCACGGCGGCCGGCAUAGAAUUGCUCCUCGAGUACGCGUACACUUCCAAGCUGGAGCUGAAUCUGGCCAAUGUGCAGGACGUCCUGUCGGCCGCCAGUCACAUUCAGCUGGACGCCGUGGUCGAGGCGUGCUCGAAUUACCUCCAAUCGCAGCUCGACGUGGACAAUUGCGUGGACAUCGUGAGCAUUGCUGAGAUGUAUUCGCUCGACAAGUUGCGGCAGCGCGUCUAUCGAUACAUUUGCGCGCAUCUCAGUGAAUUCGUGAAGACGCACGAGAUUUGCGUGCUGGCGCGCCACCAGCUCGAGCACAUCCUGGCGUGCGACUAUCCUGUGGACUGUUCGGAAGUCGUGGUGCUAAACAUUGUGCUGCAGUGGAUCACAAAGUCCGAGAAGACGCUGCACGACGUCCGCACGUGCAGUCGCUUACUGGGACUCGUGCGUCUGGCCGAGGUGUCGCCGAGUGAUGUGGAGAGGACUCUUCAGGCUGUGGGAGUGUCGUCGAAUUGCGCCUUGUUUGGCCUCACCAAGAGCCUGGCACAGUCGCAGAAGCGCCUCGUGGUGCCGGUCAGCAGUCAGGAGAAUGCGCUGGUGAACUCGCGCGGCAUGGAGUUGGCGCUGGUGAAGGUGGGUGGAUUCGGCCUGGAGGGCAUCACCAACGACAUCACCUACUAUCUGCCCAGCGUAAAGAAGUGGCGACACCUCACGUCCAUUCCACACGUGGAGCAGUGCAACUACGGCAUUGCCACGCUGAGAAACGAAUUGUACGUCGUCGGCGGAUGCUACAAUGUGUGCCUGAAAGAGUAUAUCCAUCCCUUUGGCUUUCGCUUCAGCCCGAUGUCCAACAGCUGGACGACGAUCGCACCGAUGCAACAGGAUCGGUGCCGCUUCUCGCUGAACUUCGUCGGAGAGUUCCUGUAUGCCGUGGGCGGCGCAAGUGAGGUAGACGAGAUCGAGGAUCUGGAUCUGGACGUGGGCGAUGUGAUCGAGCAGCAGGGCUCCACUGCGGAGUGCUACGAUCCCAGCACGGACAAGUGGACCUACAUUCCCAGCAUGCCGGGAAAUCGCACACAGCACGCGGGCGCCGCGCAGGAUCACUUCCUGUAUGUGUCGGGUGGGCUGGACAGGCACCGCGUGUUGUCGUCUUUCUAUCGCUACAACACGAAGAUGCAGGUGUGGGAGCAGCUGCCACCCAUGCUCACGCCGCGCGCCGACCACAUGAUGGUGUCCAUCAAUGAGCGCAUGUACGUGUGCGGCGGCUGGACGGAGCGCUCCAUGGCGGACUCGCGGACGCUCAUCGACACAAUUGAUGUGUACAAUAGGGACUCAUGUACCUGGGAGGUUGUGACGCACAUCCCCACGCCGCGCUUCCACGCCGGCAUUGUAGCCGUGAACACGAAGAUCUACAUCAUCGGCGGCUUCUAUUCCGACUCGAUGUUCGACCUCACGCGCUCCGUGAUCGAGUGCUACGACGUGGAGAGCAACCAGUGGACGAGCGUGGAGCGCUAUCCACAGAACAUCUGGGAAUGCAACUGCAUCGGGCUGUACAUACCCAAGUGCCGGGACGACAUGGAGGUGAUCGUCGACGACUGCUGAUGCGGGUGGGAUCCGGAGGACACUAGUCAGGAUCUCGCCCGUGCCAUUCCCCACUGCCUCUCCGUCUGCCGCGCCAAACACACAGCGCGGGCAGCGUCUUCAUCCUGGUGCACUCACCGGCUCUUCCUCACCCCGUUUUGUGAUGACUCCUCACUGUCUUGUCUUAUUUAUUUGAUUUUCUACACUGUGAGCAAAUAUACUCCAUGAUUUGAUUGAAAUUCAAGACCUUCGAGAGAAUUAAUCCUCCCAAUUUGCUGCGUGAUCCGAGUGACUAUAAUCGUAUCAAUGAAUUCUUGUGGUAAGAAUUGGUUCGAUGUGCAAUCGCG